Messenger RNA from Prorocentrum cordatum, 8622 nucleotides. The record is from the annotation of a GenBank genome assembly. NCBI's taxonomy places the organism in Eukaryota, Dinophyceae, Prorocentrales, Prorocentraceae.
AUGUCUACCGACGAACAGGGCGCUGCUGCCGCCCAGCCUAUGAGCCAAUAUUCGGCUAAUUUGGGCGAUUCCAUACAGCGGGCGAUUGUUCCGCCUUCGCCAAUCCAGCGCGGCGGACCGCCUGAAGGGCCUGGCGAAGAUAUGUGCACGCGUGUGAUCACCACUUCAACGAACCCUCCCGCUGCCCUGCCGCUUGUUCCAGUCGAUACCGUCGGGGUGGUACCUGCCGACACGCUGUGUCUGUAUCACUGUUGCAAUGCUGCCGCGGAUUUGCAUGCGUGGUUGCGCGGCAGACGGGCGUCUGGUUACGCAGAGAAUAGGCGUAGAGCUCGCGCGGGCGAGGCGGACGCCAAGCAGCUCCGGGAUCGCGUCGCGCAGAUGGCGCGCGACGCAGGAGAUGAAGCCACUGCUACCAGACUGCUGAAGACCGGACGAGAGGCUAACCCUGGCUUCGACGAAAUGAAAUAUUUCUGUGAGGUCUUGGGCGGCCAGAUCGUUGUCGAUCACUACGAGGACACGAAGCACUCUGUUCAGAGCGUUUACGGCGACGGCCCGUUGGUAGCGCUUUUUCGGCUUCACCAGCAGUCCUCUGAGGAUGGGCACGAGGUCGAUCAUUGGUCGUGCCUGCAGAGUUGGGUUCCGCGAGUUCCAGGGGUCGCCGAGCACCAGAGCGAGCCCGAGGAUGCGCCCGCCGAUCCGGUCGCCGACAACAGCUCCAUGCAGCGACGAUUGAAGCUUCCAGGCGCUGCUACAUGCAAUGCAGAAUUCGACGCAUUCCCGAUGGACGUAGACAGCGAGCGGAGCUGGCUGGAAGGUUUAGAGGCAGACCCUGACCCGCCUGCGCAGAGCAUACUCGUGCAGACGGAGGCGGUGAAGGCACUCAUAGAGAAGAAUCACGUCUCAUGGGAUCCGUACCUGAAGCGGAUUGCCCUUGGGGCGCUGGCCAUGUACCGGUGUCGGCUAUCCGAUAUUUGCGUUCGAGAGUACGUCAUGAUGAUGCACAUCAUACUUGGCGGUGAUUAUCUGGUCGCCCACGACGGGGUUAUGUACUUCUGGAACGGGAAUAUAAGGUUCUUCGAGAAGUACGAAGGUCUCAUGCCAGAGAUUAUGUAUGCUGCUCUGAAAGAGUACCUCUUAACAUUAGAAGGGCUUUUCCGGUCUUUCACCGGCGAGGUCCGGCGGGACGACGAGUCCGUGCUGGUCGCCAUCGAGGGGUCGUUGGACAGGAGCGGGCCCGAGGCUCCGAAGGCAUUCGCCGCGUGGCGCGAUAACGCCAUCUUCAACAAAGGAGGCAAAGGCGGUGGCAAGGGCCAGGGCGGCGGCAUGGGAGGCGCGGCAGAUUCUGCAUGGUGCGAGACUCCGCGCCCCUCGAGCAGGGGCGUCGCCCACCCCGACAUCGCGUUCGUCUACGACCAGGGCGGAACCCCGGUGCAGAAGAUCGCGACGGAGAGCGAACGCAAGAGCAUAUACAUCGGCAUACCGCACAAAAUCAAAGCGUAUUUGGGCGACCCAGUGUUGAAGGCGGCCGCGACGAGGGUGGGCCAGUUCUACAGGCAGACAUUCUGGGCAAACGCCGCCGCGCACAAAGUGUGCAUGGCCGCCCUCGCCCUGGCGAAGAGAGGGUUGAACGUCGACCAGCUGUUCUUCUUCUGGGGGGCCGGCGGCGUCGGGCUUUCCCUGACGACAGCACAUCUCGACGCCAUGCUCGGACACUCCAACCACAAGUAUUUCGACCCGCAGGUGUUCUAUCUGGACGAGGAGAUGCGGAAGACGGUGGAGUCGCUCAAAGGCACGAUCGUGCUCACGGCACAGGAGAAGCCAGAAGGCUUGAGGAAGAACUUCCGGGAGGACUUGUUCAAGACGCUGGCGUCUGCCGACGGCAUCUUUGGUCGGCUCCCGCAUCAGAUCUUGACGAAGGUUAUAUAUCUGGUCGGGUGGAAACGCAUGGAGCUAAAUAAGCUCAUCACUUUCGACGGAGUCACUGAGGGUGCAUUCCACGCCAUCUACCGGAGGUCUCUUCUGAUCAAGAUUUUCGCGAGGUUUGUUGAUGCGGAGUACAUGAGGCGCGUUCUGCCAGACGCAGAGAAGUACGGCAUCUUCCCGCGGGCGCCGGAUCUGAAGCCGUUCAUGCAGUCGGGGCCCGCCAUCGCCGCUGGUCUGCAACGACAGCUGGGGUUCGAGCGGAAACAUGGCGAAGCGGCAGCGAGGUCGGAGAUAGAUGACUACUGCCUGCGCGGAGGGGAUAACGGAAUCACGGAGAGAUACAUGCGACAGGCGUGUCUUCUCCCAGAGCCGAGCAAGCCGAAGCCGAGCGGCCAGAGCGGCGCGGCUGCCCCGCCGCCCGGCGUCGACUUCGAGGUCGGGGCGGGCGCCUCGCAGGAGGCGGUGGCGCCCAUGGCGCAGAUGCGCUGCCGCCUCCUCGGCCAGAUGCUCGAGCGGAGUUUCGACGCCUUGACAUUUUCAUAUUUCAAGCAGAUUCAUACAGGGCAGAUUCAGGGCUUGCCGGAGAAGAAACCCACGGUGUGGAAGGCGAUGGAGUCCAGCGGAUGGUAUAAAGCUGGUCUGUAUGGCAAAGCAAAGGAGAGGGUUCUACCGAAAUUGUUGACCGCUCGCAAGUAUAGUGAUAUUGUGCCGGAGCCGAACGUGGAGGUCCCGACCGUGCUCCCGGAGCAGUGGGACCGUGCGGCGCUGAGCCGCUACGCGAAUGGCAACGCUUGUCGCAAGCACAACGUCGACAUUAUGAUUAGUGUUUUAGCGGCCGCCCCGAAGCCGCGCGGGCGGAAGAAGCGCGGGACGGAGCCCGAGGUGGGCGACAACGCCCAUUUGCGCGCGGUCGGCGCGUCCAUUAAGGCAGCAGAGCACGCUCUGGAAGAGUUGAUCGAGGGCGCGCGCGAGAAGCCGACCGUGGUCCCCGCCGACGCACCAGCGGAGAAGAGGAGGAAAAUCGCUGUGAAGAAGAGCGCCAGCGGUGGCAUCGAAAUGGCGGAGCGCAGCAUCCCCUACACAUACAAACGCACUGCGGCCCGUCGCUUCGCGGAGGGUCCGGCGGCGCAGGGGUGCCCGGCGCGCGUGCUACAUGCGAUGCUGCAAGGCACCGUAGAUCUCGACAUCCACAGCGCCGUUCUGACCAUCGCUUGGCAACUCGUGGAACAACUUGGCAUGGCCGAUAAUGAUAAGGACCUGUUCAAGGAGGAGUUGGAGUUGUUGAAGCGGCUGGCCGAGGACAGGGACGAGGCACUGCGGUGCGAGUUGCCCGACAUGGGGCCCCAGGCGGCCAAGCGCUUCGUACUCGAGACCAUCGGCGGGUCCCGCUCUUUCGAUGUCGAUGCCGAGCCCUUCGCCAAGAAGUUGCAGCGCGUGAGCCGCGUACUGCGCUGGCUGGCAUGCUCGGCGUUGCCCGAGGUUUACGACAGCAUCUGCCGAGACGCCGCGCUGGGCGACGGCGAGAAGACGGAGAAAUGGCCAGAGGGGCAAACGUUCUCGACUUUCUACCAGCGCGCGGAGGACUACAUCCUCCGCGAGUGGCAUACGUGGGUGCUCACGCAGCCGGUCAAGCAUUUGUCAUUGCAUUUCGACGGCAUCAGGAUCAGCAGAGACGCGGUGCUCGCAAGGCAUGCCACCGUGGCGGAAUACGCCGCUGACGCGAGUGCCCACAUCGCGAAGGAAACAGGCUUCAUAGUCAAAAUCAAAGAGAAGACCCACCCGACGAUCGCGGAGACACUGACGAGCUGCGGGGCGUGGCGGUCGGUGGAUGCGGCGCCCAGAGACCUACUGAAGCCCGGCAAUUGUAUUCUGCUGGCGCUGUGGCGAUGCGGCGACGCCAGGGUCUCCGCGUCCGUUGUCUCUAGCGUUGGUGCCACGUCCGUGGAGAACAAUGCCGCCGGCGUGGAGAAGGGGAGAACGCACGCGGAGUGUUGCCUGAGCCACGGCGUGUCAAUGACGCCGCAGCUGGGCUUCGGCGCCUGCGAGCAGGGAUUUUAUCUGCUCCACAUGGACGGGCAUGGUUCGCCAUCAUGCGCACUAGUCCACGUGGGGGCUGAGCUCGACAAGGCGACGGUUUAUUUCCGUGACAAAGCCGGUGAGAUGAAUCUGGAAGAGCUCCGUGAUGCCGUCCUCGUCGGGCGAGAUUCGAGGCUAGCAGUCACGUUUCACAUUGAUUUGUCCCCUGCGCCGCAGGCAGCCGCUGAAGACAGCGGCGACGCCAGGCCCUUAGCAGAGCUCUUGAAUAUGAUGGCGCGAAUCCGAUGUGUCUCCGGUGUCAAGCGGUCCAUCGAGUACGUGUCAAUCCAGCUCCUGAGCAGCACUGGCGAGCUGGUAGAUGACGAGAGGCCCGCGACACCAGACCCCUACCUGCCUGACGUCAGCAAGCGGCAGUGGGAGGCCAAAGUUGUUGCCUGGCGCAGGGAGAUGUCACAACUGCUUGACGAAGUGCCAAUUGGUGCGACGGAAUUGGCAGCGGCCGAAGAGCUCGGCGUCUGGGUAGAGCCCUCGCCGCCCGCCGUGCGCGGCUGUCGAGCUCUCCUGCAAGAUGGAAACUGCAUACUGCUUGCAUACAGCAUCCUGACGCAAGACUUCUGCGGCUCGACCGACUAUUGUGCGCGAUUUCCCGUUCGUCGAGGCGCGGAGCGCCGCUGCGCCGACGUCGCCGACCACUUCGGCUUCUCUCUGGCCGUCGUGCGCCAGCAGGCUUCGCGGCAGGGUGCAGGCUCACUCGUGCCCGGAAAGUAUUUCUGUCAUAUGCGGAGGCAUUGCUGCGCUGCGGCAGUCCUUUCAGGGACAGAUUCGGUAGUCGUGUGGAGAGGUUUCAGCAGGCACGUUCUGCCGACGGCACAGUGGGUGCGCCGCGUCGAGGAAGUCGAGGGCGCGCUGUUGCACAUCACUUACAGCGGAGAGGGCGCACUCGGCGUCGACUUAACAGCUGGGCGGAAUCCUGAAGACCGCGGGCGUUACGUCAAGUGGGAGCCGCCGCGGCGCGAAGCUGGAUUGGCCACGAGCGUCGGCCACUUCGCGGCCGUCAUCCUGCGGCCCGGCAGCGCCACUGUGAUAGACCGCCGAGCAGGUCUGCCAGCGGUUCGCGAGUGGUUGGCGUGGGGCGACAUUCCGGUGCCCCAAGUCCCAUGCGAUUUCUCCCUCGAGCUGCCGCGUCUUCCGAAGAUCCGCCUGCUCGAGCGACUCAACGCUCACCCUCGGGACUCCCAGUUGCACUUCGUCGAAGAGUCGCACUCCUAUUACAUUCGCGGCGCGCGAACGCAUGGCUCAGUCACGGGAUUUAUACAUGAGUACUGCAGUGUUUUCGACGCUGGUGCUGUGAUUGGGAAGAUGCGGAGCGGGCGGAACUGGCCGCGACCUGAUUAUUUGCGCCAACCUCGCCCGGAAGACGUGGUCGCAAAGCUGCGGGCCACGCCGGAGGCUGCUCGCUUGCACGAGUUACUUGUGUCGCACGGGGCAUGCGACGCCGAGAUCUGCGACGAGAUGAAGGCAACUGCGAGAGCGGCCCCCCACUUGGCAAACCAACUGGAGAGUCUAUCUCUCUCGGAUCAGCAGAUCGUGGAGAAAUGGCGCGUGAACAAAGAAGAGGCGGCUAGGCGGGGCACCUGGAUGCACUGGACGUUCGAGGCCCACCUCAACCGCGUUCCGGUGCCCCACGAUGCCGUCGAGUUCCAGUUGUUCUUGAAAUUCUUGGGCGCGCUGAAAGGUCUGGCGGCUUUCCGCGCCGAGUGGGCCAUCUUCGCGGAGCACGAGGGGCUUGCUGGGUCAAUCGACUUCGUGGCUCGAGACUCCGCGGGCAGUCUGUACAUAUACGAUUGGAAGCGGGCGAAGAAUUUACGUUCGAAGUUCACGAACCCAUGGGAGAAUAUGAAGUUUCCACUGGGCCGGUUGCCAGACUGCCAGGGAAAUCAUUACCGGGUUCAGCUUAACAUGUACAGGUGGAUGUUGGAACGUUACUACGGCGCCCGCGUGGCCGCGAUGUAUGUGGUCUGCCUUCACCCGGACAACGGCGACCAGCCAUUUGUGGACGACGUACCGGUGAUCCGAGAGAUCGAGGAGCUCAUGGCCAUUCAACGCACGAGGUCCCGAGAGUUGCGGGCAAUGGCGUCGGAAGACGCCCGCGAGAUAGACCCUCUGGGCGGCUGGCCGCGGCCAGUCGUGGCGGCGCGCAUGCCUUAUUGCCUGAGCACCGCGGCCAAUUUCGAUCGCGCCUUUCGCCAGAUGUCAGUGGACGAUUUUAGCAAACGUGGCUCGGCAUUGUCGGCCUGCUUUGACUUCCCCGCUCUUUCCCUGAUUGUGGAUCAGCAUUGCUGUCCUGUGAUCUCUAUGUCGUACCUCGGCGCCAUGGCCACCGACGCCGACGACCAGCGCGCCGCCAGUUCUCCAUUUCUGAGCUCGCAGUCCCCUGAGGAGCAGGACGGUGCCAGGCUCGCGCCGGCGCCGGCUAGAAAACGGAUCAGAGGCAAGAGAACGGCGGACGACGUCGGCGAGGGCUGGGCGUGCCUCGCGGCCGAGCAGCGCGAGCCCCACGAGCUCGCGGACGUGGGCUCGGCGGAUGCACCCGAAUCUCCGAGCGGCGAUGAGGGCGAGACAGCAGUGCGGACAGAGUUGUUCGAGUGCCUGGAGAAGGAAGUCAAGAGUUACGCUGCGGGGGUGACGCUCCUGCGCCCCAAGCGGGACAGCGAGGGCGUGAAGUUGAAGUUUGCGUGCGGUCUAUGCCCGUUCCGGUCGUCCUCGACGCAGGCGUUGCUGGCCACGCACGUCUCCAAGUACCACCUCAAAAAGAUGCGAUUCGUGGCCUCUGGCACGAAGCAGUUCAAUGUCGUGCGCGCGUUGUUCGACAACGACCGACUUCUGCGUACUCCAGCAGGGAACCUGCUGAAGCGGUCUGCGACGAUCCUCCGCGAGACAGUAUCUCCUGCUGUUCAUCGCGGACAGAACGCCAUUGACAAGGGCAUUGUCCUGGUCCUCGACGAAGACGGGCCGUCAUAUCAGAACAAGGCAGCUGUGGGACAUAAUCUCGCGUGCAGACGAGUGGGGUACACGUACUAUACCCGUGGCUUCGCGGAUAUUCUGUUGCAGGAGUCCUUGCGCCACCAUGGGCGCGUUCGCCCUGCGAUGUUGCGGACGUGCGCUCGCGUCGUGGAGCAGGGCUCCGAGCUGAGCAGCAUGUUGCCGACGCGCGUUGAUCACUGGCUGAAGCUAAUGGAAGACGUGUUCAACAGCGCGCACGUAGAAAUGCGCAGCGCGGCGUUGAUGGAAGAAUGCCACCGGCAUGAGGAAUUCCUCCACGUCUCCAUGGGCGCCACUAUCCGCAUUCUGCGCAAUGUCAAGGGCCAGGCAGACUAUCGGUCUGCACAAGCAGUGCGCGACGCUGCACCCGUGCCGGACGUGGACGCCAAGCGCCGCGUCCUGACACUCGCGGGCAGGACGGGCGCGGCGCUCGGUGUUUUCCUGGCGAAGGACGAGGGAGCUGACGAAAUAGCUGGAGCCCUUGCAGCUCGUUGGUCGGCGGCGUGCAGAUCGCAGACGGUGUCCAUCGCCAGUGAUCAGCCGAGCAGCGCGCUAUUCCGGGCCUUGCGAUGCUCAUGUUUUCCAAAUUUAUCUAUCUUGAGCCUCGACCCGGUCCAUCUGCCCAUCACGUACGAGGAGACGCACUGGAGGAAAAAGACAGUGGGAUCACGACUGUUGCGGAUACUGAUGGCCAAGUUUACGAAGGUGGAUUGCACGCUGCCCGCGCGCUACUGGGGGGCGCCGUUCGACGGCACGAAUGCCCCGAAUCUGCGGCCAAUAGAGGAGCGCGCGCGAGCACAGAUACUCGAUCAUUCACUCGCGAAGUCGCGAGCACAACAUGUGAUCGACCACGUGAACGCCGAGCUGCCAUGGAAAACAACGCAUGAGUUUAUCGAAGCAAUCGCCGCGCUGAGCGCGUUGGUUCCAGAAGAGCUUGCUCGCCGCACCCACGUGAAUAACGUUCAACUGAAGAGGUUGCUUUACAAUGCGACUGCCUCAGCUCGCAUGCAAUGGUUCUUCAAUAAUCAGCGAUUUAGGCAUUCCUUGCCGGCGGCGCGCUUAGCCCUGUUGGGGUCUGGCACGUCCGUCAACGAAUCCUUCAACCACGAGAUCAACACGUGGUUUCGCAACCAGGGGGACAUCUACGCUUCGACGGCGGAGCUUCAACUUAGGAUUGGAUUUUUGGGGAAGCUGCAAGCCCACAGUUGCGCGCUGUAUUCGCCGACGCUGCGGCAGCUGCGACAGGCCAACGUGCUAUCGCGAAGCAUUAUGGCCUGGGCUUUCCCCGGGGAUGAUUGGAAGAGUUACUGCGCGCUCCGGGCGCAGUGCGGCGCCGACGUCCUGGCGCCUGCACGGCUCCCGCUCCGCGAAGCCCGACAGAGAGUCGCGCGGCUGAUUGCCGAACGCGCCGCGUGCGUUCGGGGGAAGCCAGCGGCGCGCGAGACCGCGCCUGUUGGGCGGCGUGCUGCUCAGAGGAAGCCCGCUGCAAGGGCGCUCUUGGACAGUCUGCGCGAUCGUAAAGUGCCUAGGAUCAAGAGGGCAGCCUUCACUUUGAAGCGCAAGCCAGCGUCGCGCAGGGCCUCUAGCCAGGCUCACGCCGCGCGCACUUGCCAGCGGUGA